Molecule: messenger RNA, 1309 nt
Organism: Stegodyphus dumicola
Lineage: Eukaryota; Metazoa; Arthropoda; Arachnida; Araneae; Eresidae
Product: cholinephosphotransferase 1-like
Biological process (GO): phosphatidylethanolamine biosynthetic process
Cellular component (GO): Golgi apparatus; endoplasmic reticulum membrane
Molecular function (GO): ethanolaminephosphotransferase activity; diacylglycerol cholinephosphotransferase activity
Source: RefSeq, a predicted model, not a curated record
GUGUAGGUGGCAAUAUACUUAGGUCUUUACACGGAAAUGUGUACACAGGUGCUUUAUGAAUUAAUAUGUAAUUACAUGUUGGAAUCUUAGUUACACAAAAUAAUCAAAGUGCUUAUUGUUGAAAAUUUCAACCUUUAAAACAAGCAGUAUGUUUUUAACCAGAGACAUUUUGUCGCCAGUUCAGCUGAAACGACUGAGUGAUCACAAAUACAGUUCAAGUGGUCGCACGUUAUUAGAUCCAAUUGUUCAACCUUUUUGGAACUGGCUUGUACAGAAACUACCUUUAUGGCUUGCUCCAAAUUUAAUGACAAUUAGUGGAUUACUUAUUAAUAUUUUGACAUCUGUUAUUUUAAUAUGCUAUAGCCCUGAUGCAACCCAAGAGGCACCUCGCUGGUCAUUCGUACUAUGUGCAGUAGGUCUUUUUAUAUACCAGACCUUAGAUGCUUGUGAUGGCAAGCAAGCACGAAGAACUGGCACAAGUUCGCCAUUAGGAGAACUUUUUGAUCAUGGUUGUGAUUCUCUUUCUACUGUAUUUGUGGCAAUUGGAGUUUGUGUUGCAGUCCAGUUGGGGACUUUUCCAUCAUGGAUGUUUUUCCAGUGUUUUACUGCUAUGACACUUUUUUAUAUUGCACAUUGGCAGACAUAUGUGUCUGGUACACUGCGAUUUGGCAGAUUUGAUGUUACUGAAGCUCAGUAUACAGUCAUGUUGAUACACAUGAUAUCGGCUGUAUGUGGUCCUUCAGUUUGGGCAACUCGUAUUCCAUCAUUGUACUUAGAACUAAAGUUAAUUCCAGUUUUUAGUGGAAUCAUAGCAGCGUCAUUUGCAUUUUAUUCUAAUCUCACAACAAUUUUCACUGGAGGGUCUGGAAAAAAUGGAUCUACUGUUGCAGGUACAAGCAUAUUAUCUCCCUUCACACCUUUAGCUCUUGUCAUUGUGCCUGCAUUCAUUAUUUAUCAAAAAUCAGCAACAAAUGUAUAUGAAAACCAUCCAUGCUUGUAUGUCCUAGCUUUUGGAAUGGUUGCUUCAAAAAUAACAAAUAAACUUGUGAUUAGUUUAGAAGAGGCACAUUCAACUGUCCCUGAUACUAGAGAGACUAAUCGACAUCGUUGGGGACAGGGAGACGCCACACCGCUACCACAAAUUUCAGUCGACAGAUCAACGGUGAUGGAGAACACAGAACAUAAAAGAGAAGAUACUUCAUCUGAAACUUCAGACCUAAUAAUAAAUGUCGAGUCACCAUCCUAUCAGCAUUCAUUCCUGGAUGAUGCUACUCUUAAGGAGUCCAAAUUGGAAGAUGAUGUACCGUGA